Ictalurus furcatus (blue catfish) is the source of this 2363-nucleotide messenger RNA. RefSeq lists its product as uncharacterized. Gene Ontology annotation, molecular function: protein binding. The record is from RefSeq and is a predicted model, not a curated record. Bases 428 to 1711 code for a protein of 427 amino acids. Lineage: Eukaryota; Metazoa; Chordata; Actinopteri; Siluriformes; Ictaluridae. The transcript is spliced from 4 exons.
UAGUGAAAUGGCACACACGCGAGUCGUAAAAUAUAAAACUGCGUGCACAUUCACAGACAUUCACAGACAUGCACAGUUUUUUUUUGUUUGUUUUUUGUUUGUUUUGUUUUUUUAAUUUAAACUCUGUCGAUUUCUGACACACUCCUCGGAGCUUCGAGUUAAGCGUGGCACUUAAAUGUUAAAAAACAAAGACGUGCAGAUGGUUUGGAAGUAGCAUUGGUCUUGGGUCAGUUUGUAUUGGGUGAUUUUGGUACGCAGAUCUGGCAACCUUGCGUUCCAGGAAGUCAAGUAAAAGUUUUGAAGAGGCAUGUGUGUUGACUGCUGAACUUAACGUCGCCCUGAUAAAUAUCGUUUUAAAUCGAAAAUUAAAAUACAUUUUAUUACAUUUCGUAUUAUUUAUUUGGUGUAUGCUACUGUACUAGAGAAGAUGAUGGAAGAGUUUAGACUACCAGAAGAAGUGUGGGUCCACGUGUUUCAGUUUCUUUCCACUUAUGACAAAUUAAGCGUUCGCUCUAGCUGUAGAUUUUUUAUGAGACUGAUUGAUCGCCCUGUUUUGUGGAAGAACACCACACUGUACAUUGAAAAAAUCAACUCAUUCACGUCUCAUUCCUGGAGAACUCUCAGCAACAGGAAGAUAGCAUCGGUUGUAGUGCUUAAGACAAAUGGAAAAGAGUGGAAACAGCUUGCGUUGCGGCUUCCAUGGAUUCAUUCGAUCACUGUGGAUGUGUGCUGUGCCAGUGUCCUUAAUUCACUUAGUGAGUUUAAAAACCUAACACGACUUGUGCUUCGGCGGUGUAUCUGUCCGAGUUUAACAUCACUAUCAGCACUGCGCGAGCUGUCGCAUCUCAGCCUGUGUGAGGUGGUCUGUGCUCCAACGUCGGACAUUAUUAAUGCGCUUUCCCAGCUCACUACUCUGACUUCACUUCACUACCAUGCUUGCAGCAAACCCAUACCUACAGCAGCAUUUCAUAAUCUGUUACAACGCCUGCCAAAAUUAAAACAACUCUCUUUGAAAAUGGGACCAAAUCAUGGCCCUGUCUCCAAGGAUGCCCUCUUCCUUCCACAAGGAAACCACAUGCCCGAAGGUUCACAGUGCAGAGUGCCAGCAUUGAUCAGCUUGGAAUUGUUGAACUACAUGGACCCCAUUCUCUCUCCUGUGGCUCUGCAGGGUCUUCCUUCGCUCAAAUUCCUGACAGUACAGUAUAGAGACUGGUCUCCGAAAUCAAAGCUGUGCCAUCUUAAGACAUGGCUGUCAACAAUGCCCCUCCUCUCAAAGCUAAAUAUUUCAUUGGGACCACCACUUGGUGUCUAUGCUAACUCAGUGCCUGCAACAGUGCAACACUUGUCCCUCAAAGGAGUGAUGGCAGAGUUUAAAGCUUUGAGGGACUUAGCACAUCGAGUGCCAGAUCUCCUGCACCUGCACUUGGACCUAUGUUUCCAUAAAAGACAAAGAGUCAUUGCUGAGGUUCCUUGGCUUUUCCCCAAGCUACAGAGCCUGGCAAUAAGACACUAUAAAGUUCCUGUGGAAGAGUUGCUGGGACUUGCACAGUUGUCCCAUCUUAAACAUUUAGUGAUUCUUGAUCCUACCACAGGACCAAAUUCAGCUCUAAUGGAUCUGACUCAAAAAAUGCACAUCCAGACUAACUACAGAGUUAUUAUUCAUUUGUCAGGACCAAAACACCCAAAUGCUUGUCUUUGUGCAAAUUACUGAUAUUCAGCCCAUACUUCAUGUCUGUACACAGAACUUGACUUACAAAUUGAUGUUCAACUGUUUGAUAAAGCUAUGCACCCCCAACAUGUUCCUCUCUGCCAUGGUGGUAGACCUCCACUGGGUGCCACUGUAGUCAUACAAAAAAUGUGUCACUGGAAUACGACAUCGCAGUAUUUUCUAUUAAUUCAAGUUGUACAAGACCUUUUUAUAAUUUGCCAAUGGGGUUUAUAAAAAGCAGUGGGGUAGUAUUCACAAGAGGAUACAGGUUUAUAAUUUUAUUGUUAUAAUUUGUGCUAUAAUCAUUGCUUAGAAUGAAUUUCCUCUGUAUGCAUGAGCUGAAAGGAUCAGUGUAACAUUUUGGCUUGUCUGUGGCACAAGUAAUAAGACAGUAUUCCUUUAAAUAUUGAGGCUGAUAUCACAGUGGCCCCUAUGAGGCGGUGAUACUGCAGCACGAAAUUCUGAGACUAAGAGCUGGUGAUGAUGGGCUGACAUGCUGUGAGUGAAAAUUAACAGAAUGUUCUUGACUAAAAAUGCCUCUAGAUGGCAUUUAUAAUAAUGACUCCUCAUAUGUAUAGUAAUGACACCCUUCAGGCCUUUCUAUUGCUCUCCAUAAGUCCUCACUUAUUUGGUAUGUCUAACAACAUAUAACAGU